AUGUGCGAGGAUAAAGUGCAUCAGUGCGGGGACAGCCAGCCUAGGGGGCACUUCCGAGCAGGCGGAGAGAUUCCGAGGGCUGCGAAGCGAGAAACAAAGAGAAGGGAGGACAUGAGCGAAGGCAAAGGGAGGGAGCAGGGAACCAGCUGAGUUCAAUCCCGCCAGGAAAGCUCCUCCCGUCCGGCACAUCCCUGAGAGGCGCAGGGACAGGUUUUCCCCCUUUGGUCGAGAAGACGAAGAAUCGAGUGGCCCCAUGGGGAAAGGGGGUGAGCAAGGGGGGGAUUCGGGGAAGCCGGCGGCGCAGAUCCGCUUCUACACCUGGGAGGAGAUCCAGAAGCACAACCUGAAGACGGACCAGUGGCUGGUGAUAGAGCGCAAGGUUUAUAAUGUCACCAAGUGGGCAAACAGGCACCCGGGGGGCCACCGAGUGAUCAGCCACUGCGCCGGAGAAGAUGCCACGGAUGCAUUCCAGGCCUUCCAUAUCAAUCCCACCUUGGUGCAGAAGUUUCUUAAGCCUCUGCUUAUUGGAGAACUCGCUCCAGGGGAGCCCAGCCAGGACCGAGACAAAAAUUCCCAGCUGGUGGAGGAUUUCCGGACCCUGCGGAAGACAGCGGAGGACAUGAACCUGUUCCAAGCCAGCCCCUUGUUCUUCUCCCUUUACCUGGGCCACAUCAUUGCCAUGGAAGUUUUGGCUUUGCUUAUGCUUUCCUACUUCGGGACUGGCUGGAUCACAACCCUCAUCCUUGCCUGCAUCCUUACAACUUCCCAGGCCCAGGCAGGUUGGCUGCAACAUGAUUUUGGACACCUCUCUGUCUUUAAGAAGUCUUCCUGGAACCACAUCGUCCACAAGUUUGUCAUUGGACACCUGAAGGGUGCCUCUGCAAACUGGUGGAACCAUCGCCACUUCCAGCACCACGCCAAGCCCAACAUCUUCCAGAAGGAUCCAGAUGUGAACAUGCUGCACAUUUUUGUCCUGGGAGACACGCAGCCCGUUGAGUAUGGCAAGAAGAAGCUGAAGUACCUGCCUUACAACCACCAGCACGAGUACUUCUUCCUCAUCUUCCCGCCUCUGCUCAUCCCUGUGUAUUUCCAAAUCCAAAUCAUCUCGACCAUGAUCAAGCGCAGGUUCUGGGCGGACCUGGCCUGGGCCAUCAGCUACUACCUGCGCUACUUCAUCACCUUCAUCCCGUUCUACGGCAUCCUGGGAUCCCUGUGUCUCCUCACAUUUGUCAGGUUUCUGGAGAGUCACUGGUUUGUGUGGGUCACCCAGAUGAAUCACAUUCCAAUGGAAAUUGAUUCUGAGAAGCACAGAGACUGGCUGAGCUCCCAGAUAGCAGCAACCUGCAACAUUGAGCAGUCCUUUUUCAACGACUGGUUCACCGGGCACCUGAACUUCCAGAUCGAGCACCACCUGUUUCCAACAAUGCCACGGCACAACUUCUGGAAGGUAAAGCCUUUGGUGAAGUCAUUAUGUGCCAAGUAUGGAGUCCAGUAUGAGGAGAAGCCUCUCGGGAAAGCAUUCAUAGACAUUGUUGGGUCCCUAAAGAAAUCUGGAGAUCUCUGGCUGGAUGCUUAUCUCCAUAAGUGAUCAUGAAUCUUUCUGGGGAGGUGUGAGUGAGUGGGAGGGAUGGGGGGGCAUGGGGGGGAAUCACAACUUGUGUCUUUUACUCUCAGAUCUCUGUCUAAAUCCACGGUUGGAGAGGAGUUUCUGUCUUGUCAGCUGCUUCUGGUUCAGGCCCAGACAACCUGUUUUAAUCCAGGCAGAUUUAAAAUGUGCUCCAGAGAGUGGAAAGCGAGGCCAGCAGUGCAAAGAAGGGAAGGUUGGGAGAGGAUGAUGAGGAAUGUUUAUAAAAGGGGCAUUAAUAUCUGACCUUGACCUUCUUUUCACAUUAUUCGUUCUCAUUCUGCCUAAACCACACAAACCCUGAUUCACACCUAAGGGUUUUUAGGCCUCAGUGAGUGCUUGCAAUCCAAGGACACCCCAGUCAGCUCAUGCCUCUUUCCCAUGUUUGUGUGAAAGAGGAAUCACAGGACCAGCAGCUGCUGGACUGUGCUUCCAGCCUUGUCCAGAACCCAGCUCUCUCCUUUCCCUGCCUCCUUCCCUUCUCUAAUCAUAGCAUCCCUCUAGUGCAAGCUGUGACCCUGGCCCUGCACAGCUAACCCCUAACCAUAGCAGGGUUAACAUAGCCAUGGUUUUAGGACCAGCCCCUCUUCCCAGGGCUCUGUAGAUUUCUGGGUUUAAAUAGCAAAAUAUCUCCUUUAGAAGAGGUUCUGUUUUCUUUUUAAUGAGGAGCAGGUCUGACACAUCGAAUAACCAGCAAAUCACACAAAAGACCAAAACAAUCACACAAGCAAAAAGUGCUAAUUGCUCCUCAGUGCUCCAGGGGAACCACAAAUGGCCUUUUCACCAUCCUGCCCUGCAGAAACCCAGAGUCCUGUCUGUCUGCACAUGCCUGGCAGGCACCGAUCCUCUCUUCUUGCCUGCCCGAGGCCAGGAGCCAUGGCACUGUUCACCCUUCCCUUGGGAACAAUCACAGAAGGAAAGGAGUUCUCCCUGAAAAAGGAGGAGCUGCUCAAACAGAUAAUCCCAGCUGGAAUCGGCCCUGCCCAGGCUGUGCUGCUGAUGUGAGAGCUUUGGAGAACGCUCUUACAAGUUGUCUAAAACUCUAUUUUCUGCCAAGCGCCUAAUUACCAAAAUUCACUAAUGGCUGAUUGGGCUGUCAACUUAUGGUUGAAGCUCCCAGGUGUUUCUGGAGCUGGUACCUGACCCCAAAUAAACCAGGGGUUCAGGUUCAGCUGCAACACUACAGAAGAGAUAUUUGGUUUAGGACAAAGGGCUGUGGUUCCAAAAGCAGCCUCCAUCCAGCACCAUCAUCUGCCUCGGUGCUCCCUGGAAACACCAGGAGGGAGACUCUGGUUACUUUGCACGCCUCAUUACUUCCCUCAGCUCUGAAACUGGAUCUUCUCUAUUAAAUCCCUGAAUCCUAGCAGCAUCCCACAGAAUCAGCAAGGUGCUUCAUCAUGAACAGAGAUGACUCUGGGACUGUGGCCAGCAUUGCAAAAAAAAUAAAAAAAAAUAAUGUAUUCCCUCCCUGAGUCUUUGGAGAAUAAAAUGAGAUUUUAUCUUUGCUUACAGAUGAGGAAUGAAUGUUUAGGGUGAAAAGCUACAGAAAUAACAUCCUUCCGGAUGCUGUGAUUUUCCAGGCAGGUAGUAAGGAGCUAGCCUGGAAUUUGGCUAACCUCAUCAGUAUUGCCUUAAUUUGUGCACCCCAUCCUUGAAUGUACCUCACUGUGCUCCAGCAAGGAUGACCAUGAGUACAGUGAAAGCUUUUAAAUGUCCAGCUUAUUUUUUUGACAGCCCUUGGGUUUUUUGUCUUAUUUCCAGAGCAAAUAUUUUCCUCCUUAGCCCUGUCCUCCUCUCCUCUCCUCUCCUCUCCUCUCCUCUCCUCUCCUCGUUUGGGUUGAUCUUGGGGAAAAGAUCAGCUCUUAGGCAAAUGGGCAUUUUUUUCCCAGAAAAAAACUUAUUAUUUUUCCAGGCAAAGCCUCUCUGGCUCAUGUAGCUUUUUCCUCUACUUCCAAAAAUUCCAGCUAUCUGGGAAUUUGAGUUGUUUUCUGUGUGCCUUGAUUCCUUGUUGACAUCCCAUCCCUACAAGUGUUACAGGCCAGGUUGGAUGAAGUUUGGAGCAACCUGAUCUAGGGAAGGUCCUCCAUGGCAGGAGGGUGGAAUUGAAUGAUCUUUAUUGUCCCUUCCAACCCAAACCAUCCCAUGAUUCUAGAAGCUCUCCACUCUUUAACUGGAGCACGUCAAAGAGAUCACUGACAAAGAGCCCUGGAAGUCUGGAUCAAUCUGCUUUGUUAUCAUUGUUCUCCAAGUAAAAUUAGUUUUAUCUGGAGAUAUUCCAGAAGUUUCAGUAAGACUGGAAAUGUAGAUGGAUAUAAACGUCCCAUGAGCUUUGUCUCCAAGGCAGCAAUGAGUGAGAGACGAGCAGGUUAAAAUCUGCCAUCAUAAUGACCGAAACACAGAAUUUUCAGCACAGCCUUGCCCAGCUUUCUGAGGACUCUUAACUAACCAGUUUAUCUGACAAUAAUGAGGUGAAAUCUUGUCCAUUUUCUCUCUUGAUAAAGGUCAUUCAUUUGCACUGUAAUGAGACAAGUAUGAAAAAAAAACUUAAGCCAGUAAGGGGUGCUGGAAGCCUGCCAGGGUUUAUUGAAUCCAGCUACACCACAUGGAAAUGGGGAGCUGGAAACACAGAGGUGGUUUCAGGGCAGAGAAUCAAACAACAGCCAGGGAAGGACUGGAUUUGUUCUCCCCACUCACUGUGGGGGACUGGAGUAGGAGCUGGAGGACCAGGAUGAUUGAGGACGUCAGAGAAAAGCACAAACUGCAGCAAAGAGAAGUCUCUGGGUGUGUUUUGGGAGGAGAAUGAGAGAUGGGAGAAGUUUGGGAAAGUCAGGGGUUGGGGAGGGAUGCAUGAGAGUGGGAGAAAAAAUACAGAGGGCCGAAGGAGGAGAAAUUUGGAAUCAGGUGUCCCAUGAUCUCCCAGCAUGGCUGGAAUCUGCCUGGAGGGCUGUGCUGGAGAUACAGGGCAGGACAGGGCAGAGCUGAGGCUCAGAGGGGGUGGCAGGGACUGGCGACAUCCACAGGCACCUCAGAGUGAGCUGGAUCUCACACUAAGCCCUCACCUCCCACAGCUCUGGGAGCAGGGACUCAUUGCCCUCAGUUUUCAGGGAGAAGCACAGUGGGAAUUAGGGGACUUUUCUUGGAGGUUUCCCUCCAGGCCUGGAUUCGAGCAGUCUAGAUCCCAACUGCUCACUGAAAUAGGGCUUGGGAGGCUGGUCAGGACCCACGUCCAGGCACCAUAAUUUCCUGCUGCAGGGGCUGAGCUCUCUGGCUGGAUUUGAGAUCUUCAUUAGGGCAAAGACAUCCUUUUCCUUAGUAGAUGCUUUCCCAAGAAAGCCCUCAUAACAAAGCUCUAACAUGUCCAAUGUUAAAACAGCAAACCCAUAUUCCUUAUAGGACAGCUCCUGGUUUAUUUUAUUUUUAAUUCUUAAAAAAGAAAAAUAUUAAAAAAUCCAGUAACUCAAAAAGAGCAAUUUUUUUUUUCCUUGUGUAUUCUACCACUCAAUAAAAUCAUAACUAUUUGUUGACCAUUCAA
Molecule: messenger RNA, 5156 nt
Organism: Pseudopodoces humilis (Tibetan ground-tit)
Lineage: Eukaryota; Metazoa; Chordata; Aves; Passeriformes; Paridae
Product: acyl-CoA 6-desaturase
Biological process (GO): lipid metabolic process
Cellular component (GO): membrane
Molecular function (GO): oxidoreductase activity, acting on paired donors, with oxidation of a pair of donors resulting in the reduction of molecular oxygen to two molecules of water
Source: RefSeq, a predicted model, not a curated record